AUAAAAUUAAAUCAAGCAAAUGUCAACAAAAGAUGUUGAAGUUUCCGAUGUAACACGUAUCAGAUAUUUUCGUACAAAUAAUCGUGAUAUAAAAAUAUCUAAAUUAGAUCCUAGACAAGGUAUACAACAUGAAAUUGAACAAGCAUUAGAAAAUAAAAAAAGUAAUCAAUUAAGAAAUGAUCAUCAAAGAGAAUUAUUAGAAAAAGGUUAUAAAUUACGUAAUAUUAUUGGAUCGGGUUCGUAUGCACAUGUAUUCCGUGCAAAAGAUUUACGACAAUCAAUGGAAGUUGCAUUGAAAUUAAUUGAAUUAGAUAAAUGUUCAAAACAUUAUAAAGAUGUUUGUUUACGUAAUGAAAUAUAUGUUAUUCGAGAAUUAUCACAUGAAAAUAUUGUUCAUUUUUAUGAAGCAUUUAAUACAAGUUUAGCAUAUGUUAUGGUUAUGGAAUUGGUUGAUGCUGGUACAUUUGCUGAUUUAUUGAAAAAAAAUGGUCCAGUAUCGGAUGAUCGUGCCCGACGUUUAUUUCGUGGUGUAUUUUUCGGUGUUGAUUAUAUGCAUCAAAAAUUAAUUGCACAUCGUGAUUUAAAAUUGGAAAAUAUCCUACUGAAUCGUUAUGGACAACCAAAAAUUUCCGAUUUUAGUCUUUCGCUUAUUUGGGAUGGUAAACGUUUAGCAACUGAUUGGUGUGGUACACCACCAUAUUUUGCACCUGAAAUUUUACAAGGGGUACCAUAUAAUCCAUUAGCAUAUGAUGUUUGGAGUCUUGGUGUUUGUAUAUUUAUAAUGACAAAUGAUACAUUACCAUUUAUGUUUGUUGAUUAUCAAGAAAUGUUACAAAAACAAUUAAAUCGUGAUUGGAAAUUUCGUACACGUUAUGAACGUUUUAUUUCGGAAGAUCUGAAACAAUUAAUUCGUGCAAUGUUAGAUCCAGAUAAUAGUAAUCGUAUUAAGAUUAGUGAUUUACUUCAAACAAGAUGGUUAAGGGCUAUUGUUUGAUUUGAUUAUCAUCAAAACAACAAAACAAACAGACGACAAACACACCAUCAUACACAAACACCGUGACAUACCGUACACAAACACCAUGACA
This is a messenger RNA of Dermatophagoides pteronyssinus (European house dust mite), 1085 nucleotides long. RefSeq names its product testis-specific serine/threonine-protein kinase 3-like. Gene Ontology annotation, molecular function: ATP binding; protein serine/threonine kinase activity. Lineage: Eukaryota; Metazoa; Arthropoda; Arachnida; Sarcoptiformes; Pyroglyphidae. Gene Ontology annotation, cellular component: cytoplasm; nucleus; site of double-strand break. Gene Ontology annotation, biological process: protein phosphorylation; mitotic G2 DNA damage checkpoint signaling. The record is from RefSeq and is a predicted model, not a curated record.